Messenger RNA from Aspergillus novofumigatus IBT 16806, 522 nucleotides. RefSeq lists its product as uncharacterized. The record is from RefSeq and is a predicted model, not a curated record. The transcript has 3 exons. The coding region runs from base 1 to 522 and encodes 173 amino acids. NCBI's taxonomy places the organism in Eukaryota, Fungi, Ascomycota, Eurotiomycetes, Eurotiales, Aspergillaceae.
AUGCGGUCCGGCCAAGACAAGUCCAAGAGCAUCCAAGACCAGCUCUACCCCAAUGAACAGGGAUGGUAUACCGAUCUCAGACCAGCAAACACACAAACCACCCUUGUAGAUGCAACCUUUGCCGCUCCAAGCCCUUCCAAGACGACCAGCUCACGCCCAGAGCGCCCUUUCACGAGGGAAGAAGUCAAGAGGACGCUCCCAAGGUUUGCACUGCCUCCCCCGGAGAUUUGCCAAGCUCUUCCUGUCGUGUAUAUCCAGAGCUUCCUUGCGGGGCACAGCAUCAAGACAAUGAACGCACUUGGCGGGUUCUCGGCGGGCGGACGAUGGCCGAAGCUGUUGGACCAGGAAAGAGUGGUAUUGGAGAAAAUGGACGCGAAGCGUAACCGCUAUGGGUUAGAGAUGGGCGCGAAGCGUAACCGCUAUGGGUUAGAGAUGGGCGCGAAGCGUAACCGCUAUGGGUUAGAGAUGGGCGCGAAGCGUAACCGCUAUGGGUUAGAGAUGGGCGCGAAGCAUAACCGCUAG